Molecule: messenger RNA, 4557 nt
Organism: Ilex paraguariensis (yerba mate)
Lineage: Eukaryota; Viridiplantae; Streptophyta; Magnoliopsida; Aquifoliales; Aquifoliaceae
Source: the annotation of a GenBank genome assembly
AUGCAGCGAGGUAUGGAUUUUGCAUAUGGUUAUCGACAGCCAAAUGUGACCCAUGGCUGUGAAGGUGCGAGUUAUAGAAUGUUGGAUAGACUGAGUUUGUAUUCUGGUUUUACGUAUGAAGGUUUCCAUUGUAAAAGGUUUGUUGGCAAUCCGAGGCUUUUAUUGGAAUCAUACCCGGCAAAGAAGUUGAAAAGACUCACUGCAUACAGUGGCAGUGUCAUCAAAUCUACCGUUUCUAAAAGUGAAUUAAAUAGUCAUUUGUGGUGUUAUAAUUUUUGCAAAUCUUCCGUAUGCAAAUUCAGGUGUACAGUUAAGUCAUCAAGGGGUGUUGUAAAAUCGCGAUGUCAGGGAAAUGAUUCGGUUGCAUACACUGAUGGUAAUGGUCUAAAUGUGGAAUUCGAAAAAAGCCCUGCUGAAGAGAGCUCGAGAGUAGGAAGUCAUGUCAGUGCAGAGUCGAAUGAUUCAAAAGAAAAAGUAGAGGAAGAAGACAAAGAAGUAGAGGUUUCCAGUUUAGAUGAGUUGAGGGAAUUGUUGCAAAAAGCACUUAAGGAGUUGGAGGUUGCACAGCUUAACAGUACCAUGUUUGAAGAGAAGGCUCAGAGAAUAUCAGAAACUGCUAUAGCAUUAAAAGAUGAAGCAGAAAAUGCUUGGAAUGAUGUCACUUUUACCCUUAAUACUAUUCAAGAGAUUGUAAACGAAGAGGGUGUUGCUAAAGAAGCUGUUCAGAAAGCAACAAUGGCACUUUCUUUGGCUGAGGCGAGGCUUCAGGUGGCACUGGAUUCAUUAGCAAUUGCGAAAGAAAGAGUGGUUUCUCCAGAAGCUUCUAGAGGGACUGAUUCAGAUUAUGACAGUGGAGGGGAACAAUUGAAAUCGAUGAAGAAAGAGGAGGAAGCACUCUUGGCUGCUCAGGAUGAUAUCAGAGAGUGUCAGGAUCAUCUGGCAACUUGCGAGGCAGACCUGAGACAGUUGCUGUGCAGAAAAGAGGAGUUGCAAAGGGAAGCGGACAGGCUGAAUGAGGUUGUGGGGCAAGCACAAAAGAAUGCUUUGAAAGCUGAGGAGGACGUGGCGAAUAUAAUGUUUUUAGCAGAGCAAGCUGUUGCUCUUGAGCUUGAGGCUACACAGCACGUGAAUGAUGCAGAGCUUGCCUUACGGAGAGCAGAUAAAAAUAUCUCCGUUUCCCAUGCGGAUACCUUAGAAAGUGCAAUACCCCAGAAUGGAUCAUCAUCCCAAGGACAAAAUUUGAUUGAGGGUGCACUUCUUGAGGAGGAGAAGAAGAUGAGUCAAGGUAAUUCAGGUUAUGUCAUUGUUGAAAGAGACAGAGAUGUGCCAGUUGAUGGUCCUUCUUUGGUAAGUAAUACUUUACCAGAGAAUCAGUUUGAUGCACCCAACAAGAGGUUUGAGGAAUUGAGUUUAUCUGAUGAGAGUGAUCGAGAGAAUGGAAAAUUAAGUGUAUACUCACCAAAAGAGACUGACGUAGAUGCAGAGAAGUCAAAGAAUAUCCAACCUAAAAAACUGGAAAUGCAGAAGGAUUUGACUAGGGAUGCCUCGGCAUUCAACUCUCCAAAAGCAUUAUUGAAUAAGUCAUCCCGUUUCUUUUCUGCGUCAUUCUUCUCUUUCCAUGUAGAUGGGACUGAAUUCACACCGGCUUCAGUUUUCCAUACUCUUAUAGAGUCUGCAAGGAAACAGUUGCCUAAGCUGGUGGUUGGGUUGUUGCUUGUCGGAGCAGGGGUUGCCUUUUAUGCCAGCCGGAAAGGGACAAUUGGUCAGCUAUUUCAACAGCCAGAUAUUAUCACCACUAGUAUUGAUGAAGUUUCUUCAAACACAAAGCCUCUUGUCCAACAAAUAAGGAAAUUUCCCAAGAAAAUAAAAGAAUUAAUGGAGAUGCUUCCUCAUCAAGAGAUAAAUGAGGAAGAAGCUUCUCUCUUCGACAUAUUAUGGUUAUUGCUUGCAAGUGUUAUAAUGGUGCCUAUAUUCCAGAAAAUCCCUGGAGGCAGUCCCGUACUUGGGUAUCUUACUGCUGGCAUCUUGAUUGGACCUUAUGGCCUCUCUAUUAUUCGUCACGUACAUGGAACAAAGGCGAUAGCUGAAUUCGGAGUUGUUUUCUUGCUGUUCAAUAUUGGCCUUGAGCUUUCUGUUGAAAGAUUAAGUUCCAUGAAGAAAUAUGUUUUUGGCUUGGGUUCCGCUCAGGUCUUGGUGACAGCAGUGGUGGUUGGCUUGGUUGCUCAUUUUGUUGCUGGGCAGCCAGGUCCUGCUGCACUUGUUGUUGGGAAUGGCCUGGCAUUAUCUUCAACUGCUGUUGUCCUUCAGGUAUUGCAGGAACGAGGUGAGAGCACAUCUCGUCAUGGACGAGCUACAUUCUCUGUAUUACUUUUCCAGGAUUUGGCUGUUGUGGUUUUGCUAAUACUCAUACCUCUUAUUUCACCAAAUUCAUCCAAAGGAGGGGUUGGUUUCCAAGCAAUCGCAGAAGCACUUGGAUUGGCUGCUGUGAAGGCCAUUGUUUCUAUUACUGCCAUAAUUGCUGGAGGACGAUUGCUGCUUCGGCCAAUUUACAAGCAAAUUGCAGAGAAUCAAAAUGCAGAAAUAUUCUCUGCAAAUACACUUCUUGUCAUUCUGGGGACUAGUGUCCUUACUGCCAGGGCUGGCCUUUCCAUGGCACUGGGAGCAUUUUUAGCUGGUUUGCUCCUUGCGGAAACUGAAUUUUCAUUACAGGUUGAAUCUGAUAUUGCUCCAUAUCGUGGCCUUCUAUUGGGUGUCUUUUUUAUGACGGUUGGAAUGUCCAUUGAUCCUAAACUUCUUAUUUCAAAUUUUCCUGUUAUUAUGGGGACAUUGGGACUUUUAAUUUGUGGGAAGGCCUUGUUGGUUGCAUUAGUUGGCAGAAUUUUUGGCGUUUCUAUAAUAUCUGCAAUAAGAGUUGGUCUUCUUCUUGCGCCCGGUGGAGAAUUCGCAUUUGUGGCUUUUGGUGAAGCUGUCAAUCAGGGUAUAAUGUCUUCCCACCUGUCAUCUUUGUUGUUUCUUGUGGUGGGGAUUUCAAUGGCCAUCACGCCAUGGUUAGCAGCUGGAGGCCAAUUAAUAGCCUCUCAUUUUGAGCAGCAUGAUGUGCGAAGUUUAUUACCUGCAGAGAGUGAGACAGAUGAUUUGCAAGACCAUAUUAUUAUCUGUGGAUUUGGACGUGUUGGCCAGGUGUUGCCACGACCUUUAAAUCUUCUUGAUGCAAUCAUUGCCCAGCUUCUUUCUGAACGGCUAAUUCCAUUUGUUGCUCUUGAUGUGAGGAGUGAUCGGGUAGCAGUUGGGCGGGCACUUGAUCUUCCUGUUUACUUUGGAGAUGCUGGUAGUCGGGAGGUACUCCAUAAAGUUGGUGCUGAAAGGGCAUGUGCUGCAGCAAUAACUUUAGAUACUCCUGGCGCAAAUUAUAGAGCUGUCUGGGCUUUGAGCAAGAACUUCCCCAACGUAAAGACUUUUGUCCGUGCUCAUGAUGUUGAUCAUGGUCUCAACUUGGAAAAGGCAGGGGCAACAGCGGUUGUCCCGGAGACCUUGGAACCAAGUCUACAGUUAGCAGCUGCUGUUCUUGCACAAGUACUUCCUGGUAAUUGUAAAUGGUGUGCAUCUGUUGGGAAUGGUUUGCUUUUUGCUUAUCUGCCUCCCUCGUCAUUAUAUUGUGCCAUUCUUACAGAUGAUUUGCAAGACCAUAUUAUUAUCUGUGGAUUUGGACGUGUUGGCCAGGUGUUGCCACGACCUUUAAAUCUUCUUGAUGCAAUCAUUGCCCAGCUUCUUUCUGAACGGCUAAUUCCAUUUGUUGCUCUUGAUGUGAGGAGUGAUCGGGUAGCAGUUGGGCGGGCACUUGAUCUUCCUGUUUACUUUGGAGAUGCUGGUAGUCGGGAGGUACUCCAUAAAGUUGGUGCUGAAAGGGCAUGUGCUGCAGCAAUAACUUUAGAUACUCCUGGCGCAAAUUAUAGAGCUGUCUGGGCUUUGAGCAAGAACUUCCCCAACGUAAAGACUUUUGUCCGUGCUCAUGAUGUUGAUCAUGGUCUCAACUUGGAAAAGGCAGGGGCAACAGCGGUUGUCCCGGAGACCUUGGAACCAAGUCUACAGUUAGCAGCUGCUGUUCUUGCACAAGCUAAACUGCCAAUGUCAGAGAUAGCAGCGACAAUUAAUGAAUUUAGGUCUCGCCAUCUAUCUGAGCUUACUGAGCUAUGUGAAACUACUGGAAGUUCUCUUGGUUAUGGAUUUUCUGGGAUCAUGAGUAAACCCAAAUCUCAACCCUCAGAUUCUUCAGAGGAGAACCAAGGUAUAAUGUCUUCCCACCUGUCAUCUUUGUUGUUUCUUGUGGUGGGGAUUUCAAUGGCCAUCACGCCAUGGUUAGCAGCUGGAGGCCAAUUAAUAGCCUCUCAUUUUGAGCAGCAUGAUGUGCGAAGUUUAUUACCUGCAGAGAGUGAGCUAUGUGAAACUACUGGAAGUUCUCUUGGUUAUGGAUUUUCUGGGAUCAUGAGUAAACCCAAAUCUCAACCCUCAGAUUCUUCAGAGGAGAACCAAGUCACUGAUGGAAUGCUACCAAUAUGA